AUGCAUUUGUUUUGUGAGGAAGCUAAUGUUGUUUGUUCUACAAAUUCACUGGUGAAGGAGAUAAUAAAUGAUACAAUUCUUCCACCAAUAGCCCAAUGGAAUGAUGAUAAACUGAAAUAUGAUGACCUUCCAAAUGAAACACCCCUAUCAGUUGCCAGCCAAGGGGGAUUGCCGUAUUUUAGGGAGUCAAUGGUGAAAGAGGGAGGCUUCAUGCCUAUCCCUGAUCUAAGGGACCCAAUGUCAUAUAAAUCAUUCUUACCACGACCUUUGGCGUUGAAAAUCCCAUUUUCCUUUUACCGGAUCAAGGAAUUGAAGAAAAUUUUUGAUGUGGUGGAUGAAUCAAACAUGAAUAAGUAUAUCCAAGAGGCCCUUGAGACAUGUGAGAAAAGUCCCAUUCAAGGUGAGCAGUGCUCUUGUGUGACUUCUGCCGAGGAUCUCAUUGAUUUUGUUGUUGAGAAAUUAGGGCACUCUGUACACAUAUGGAGUAUUGAAAGUGUUAUAGGAUCUUAUGAGAAUGUCACAAUUGGAGCUGUAAAACUAAUCCAUGGAAACCUCUCUGAACCACCAGCCUUAUGUCAUAGUUUACCAUUCCUAUUUCAAGUCUAUUAUUGCCAUGUUUUACAGAAAGUGAAAGUUUAUGUAGUUGAUAUACAUGCUCAGAAGAAAGUGAAUCAUAUGAUCAUGGCAUGCCACUAUGACACAUCAACUUGGGAUCCCAACCAUCUUUCUUUUAAGCUGUUAGGUUUUAGCCCAGGCCUAAUUGAAGUUUGUCAUUGGAUAAAUGAGAAUGGAAUGGUCUGGACAAAGAAUAUGGGUUGA
Messenger RNA from Macadamia integrifolia, 819 nucleotides. Its product is annotated as polygalacturonase-1 non-catalytic subunit beta-like. The transcript has a single exon. Lineage: Eukaryota; Viridiplantae; Streptophyta; Magnoliopsida; Proteales; Proteaceae. The coding region runs from base 1 to 819 and encodes 272 amino acids. The record is from RefSeq and is a predicted model, not a curated record.